Ascochyta rabiei is the source of this 1614-nucleotide messenger RNA. RefSeq lists its product as uncharacterized. NCBI's taxonomy places the organism in Eukaryota, Fungi, Ascomycota, Dothideomycetes, Pleosporales, Didymellaceae. The coding region runs from base 1 to 1614 and encodes 537 amino acids. Gene Ontology annotation, molecular function: carbohydrate:proton symporter activity. The record is from RefSeq and is a predicted model, not a curated record. Gene Ontology annotation, cellular component: membrane. The transcript is spliced from 5 exons. Gene Ontology annotation, biological process: carbohydrate transport; transmembrane transport.
AUGAGCGACCCCGUCGAGGUCAAGGCUUACGGUGGCGAUCACCACGUUGAGAAGGCCUACUCUCAAGUGGAAGAUGCCCACAACCUGGAUGAGAAGGCACUAGCUGCCCAAUACAAGGCGGCUGCGAUCGAGGCAGAGAACGUCGAGCAUGACAUGGGAGUGCUACAAGCUAUCCAGGCGUACCCCAUGGCUGCCUUGUGGGCAUUCAUCAUGUCUUGUACUAUUAUUAUGGAGGCCUACUGUGUCUUCCUCAUGGGUAACUUCAUCGCUUUACCUGCGUUCACGAAGCAAUACGGUGUGCCUGACGGUGAAAAAAUGAUUAUCGUUGCCAGUUGGCAAUCAGCGCUUCAAAUGGGUGGACCAGUUGGUGCAAUUAUCGGCGUCUGCCUGGCUGGUCCCCUUACCAGUCGUAUCGGAUAUCGUUGGGCGACAAUCACUGGUCUCAUGCUCCUGAACGUGUUCAUCUUUGUCUUUUACUUUGCCGAUUCGCUUCCGGUCAUGUUCGUCUCCCAACUUCUCGAGGGCAUUCCUUGGGGUAUCUUCAUCGCCAACGCACCGGCAUACUGCAGCGAGAUCACACCAAUCCAGCUGCGCGCCCCUGCUACCCAGAUGCUGCAAAUGUUCUGGGCUCUUGGCGCUAUCAUCGUGACCGGUGUAACUUAUUUCUACAACACUCUGGAUGAUGAAUCCGCGUACAGGAUCCCUAUUGCGCUUCAAUGGAUGUUCCCAACUCCACUCGCUAUUCUUCUCUGGAUGGCGCCCGAGUCGCCCUGGUGGUUGGUCCGCAAGGGACGUCUCGAAGAAGCCGAACAUGCGGUUGCUCGCUUGGGACGCGCGGCAACACUGAACGCCAGCGAGGCUGUCGCCAUGAUGCGCCGUACAAUCGACAUUGAGAAGACUGUCAAGGACCCUAACCACCUGGAGCUUUUCAAGGGCACCGAUCUGUACAGGACCCUCAUUGUGUGUGGCGUGUACGCGGCACAGAACCUUACGGGUAACCUCAUCGCCAACCAGGCCGUCUACUUUUUCGAGCAGGCUGGCAUGAAGACAAACACUGCAUUCGCCCUGGGUCUCAUCACCUCCGCUCUCCAGGCGGUCUUCGUCAUGCUUUCCUGGAUCCUCACCUCAUACCUUGGCCGACGUACCAUCUACGUCUGGGGUUCACUCAUCAACGUAGGCUUCCUGAUCGCUCUCGGUAUUGCAGCAUCUGUUGGCGCCUCGAACGCAGCUUCUCUGGCACAGGCGUCCUUGGGUCUCAUUGUCUCUGUCUUGUUCACACUGGGGCCUGCGCCCGCUUCGUGGGUCAUCAUCGGAGAGACGUCCUCCAUCCGCCUGAGGCCUCUAACCACGGGAAUCGGUCGCGCUUCAUACUACAUCGUUAACAUUCCUUGCAUUUUCCUCUCUAGUUACAUGCUCAACCCUAAGGAAGCAAACCUUGGCGGCAAGUGCGGUUAUGUCUGGGGUGGUACCGGUUUUGCUUGCUUUGUCGUGGCCUACUUCUUCUUGCCUGAGAUGAAGAACCGGUCCUACCGUGAGAUUGACAUCAUGUUCAAGCGCAAGAUCCCUGCUCGCAAAUGGAGCAAGACUGUCAUCGAUGUGCAGGACGACGAGUAG